Lasiodiplodia theobromae is the source of this 774-nucleotide messenger RNA. RefSeq lists its product as uncharacterized. The record is from RefSeq and is a predicted model, not a curated record. Bases 1 to 774 code for a protein of 257 amino acids. The transcript has a single exon. Lineage: Eukaryota; Fungi; Ascomycota; Dothideomycetes; Botryosphaeriales; Botryosphaeriaceae.
AUGCGUGACCUGGAGGAGAACGAGGCCGAGCACGCCGCCUACGCCAUCGAGGCCUUGCUCAAGCGCGAGCCGCGCAGCCAGUACCUUGACGACGACCGGCCCUUGAAGCCUGAGCGCAAAAUCGAGUUCCCCACCAAACCAGAGCCUCUCUGGGAACCGCCGCCGCUGCUGCCGCUCGACGCCUCGAACGACGGCGGCGUCGUGCGCCCUUACGGCUUCAACAUCCCGCCCGACUGCUCCUACUGGAUCUCGUUGCAGGCCUUCAAUCCGCACUACCGCUCCCAUGUCAAACGCGUCGUCUCAGUCCGUCAGAAACGCCUUCUCUGCCCGUACCUAUCCAUCGAGUUUGAGAAGAACGACCGGACCAUGCGCCAGGCCAUCUCACAGGUCGCCGUCGCAUCGGCUAUUGCACUGUACAACCGCUAUAAUCUGAAGCUGGAACGCAUGCGGCGUACCGCUUCGACGGCUCCCUGGGGCGCGAGACACACUGCUGUUCUGCGCCACUACAGCCUCGUCAUGGCCGGACGGUCCUACCAGUUCUGGUGCACAGAAGCCGUCCUCGGCGAGGACGAGGCGUGGAAGGGCUGCCGCAUGUUUCUUUUGUUUGAGUCCGAGUGUGACCAGCGUCACGAAGUGCGCAAGUUCGUCGACUGGAUCAACGAGAUUCACCGCUGGGGACUGACGGUGCACGGCCCCGACUGCGAGGACGACGUCAAGCACUGCAUUCAGCAGGCCACGAGGACUUCACUUCCCGACGCGCCUCUGUCUGGGUGA